AUGCUUCCUACUUCAGUUCGACAAGUUAGGUCUUUCGAGCGCUCCUCCAUCCGACGCUCGGGGUUUAUCAACAACCUAACAUUCCUCAAACGUUGUCGCGACUCGAACAUCAUCCCACCAGGCUUCAAACUCCACGACCCAGUCCGCAACCUUAGAUCCAACUGCAUCCUACUGUCAGCCAGCCAAGCCCUACUCCGAGAGCGCAUCAGCUAUACCAGAUGCACCCUCGGCCACCUGGACAAGGAUAUCGCCAACAUGAAAGCUACCCUCAAGUCGACUCUGCGACAUCAAGAUUUCAUCAAGGUCUCCUCCCUCACCCAGUCCUCCAGUCUUCAUGCGUUCAACACAUCCUGCAACAAGCAAAUCCGGAAAUUCCUUCGUCUCACUAACCGGAAGAUGAGAUCGUCUAUAUCUUUAUUCCAAUAUGCGGGGGCAAAGGGAUCAUCUAUAUCCCGCAACCCUACUACACCCGCAUCACUACCAGUUCACCUCCGGAACCAAGACGAAUUCCGACGACACAAUGUCAUCAACCUUAGUCAACGCACCCUGUCUAACACGGAGACAGAUGUCCUCUCCCUAGGCAUGAACUUUGCCACACCGCCCCGCUUCAUCCCCUCGGCCAACAUCAUCCAAGCUACCGAACCAGCAUUACGGAAGCUUGACAAGAAAACAGCCGAUGACAUCAGGGUCAAGAUCAACCAAGUCACCCGUCACACCAACCCCAUCAAGUUCAACCUCACCAAGCCUGAAGCAGAAGCCCUCAAGAACCUUGGGAACGACAAGACAAUCCACAUCAUCACGGCCGAUAAAGGCAACGCCACCGUAGUCAUAGACCGAACAUCCUACAACAGGAAGGUACAUGACAUCCUCUCAUCUGGUACAUACCGCCCUCUACCCAAAGACCCCACUCAAGUCAUCGAGAAGCGAGUAGCAGCCAAGCUACUUGCCCUUCAACUCCUAGCUAACAUCUUCAUGGAAGAGUUUGAAACCUCAUCCCUACUCACCGCGGAUCUCAAGCCCACCCUGUGGCUACGCUAUGUGGACGACACUUUCGUCAUAUGGCCCCAGGGUCAAGACCAACUCCAGGAAUUCCUCACAUACCUCAACAAACAACACCCCACCAUCAAGUUCACCAUGGAACAAGAGCAAGACGGCCAACUCGCCUUUCUCGAUGUCAACCUAUCGAGAAAGAAGGACGGUACUCUCAACCAUCGAGUCUACCGCAAACUUACCCACACCGACCGGUAUCUACAUCAGCGAUCCUUUCACCAUCCAGCCAUCAAGACGUCCGUCAACCGCACCCUUGUUCGCAGAGCCCAUGAGAUCUGCAACCAGGGCAACCUCAACCAAGAACUCAAGCACAUCGAGACGGCUCUCAAACUCAAUGGAGAUAAACACAUCAACCUCUCCAAACCCACCAACAGCACCAUAGGGUCUCCUAUACCCGAAGUCCACCCACCUACCCCGGCGUUAGGGUCCCCUAUACCUGAUGCCCCCAAGUCCCCCGUUUCCACAGUAUGUUUGCCUUUCCUGGGCCCCGCAUCACACCAACUCCGCAGGAUCCUUCAGGCAGCCGACAUCCAGGUCAUUCACUCAGCGCCCAACAAACUACAGAACCUACUUCAUACCCACAAGGACAAACACACACCCAGCAGUCGCCCUGGUGUAUACCGCAUUCCCUGUGAAUGUGGCCAAGUAUACAUCGGGGAGACCGGCAGGAACCUCCACACCAGACUUCAAGAACAUCGAGCACACGGCCGCAGAAGAGACUACGAGAAAUCAGCAAUCAUCAAACAUGCACACACAUCAGACCACCGCAUCGAAUGGGACAACGCAGAACUCAUCGCCCCCACCAAGCAUUGGCACCCAAGAAGAAUCCGGGAGGCAAUCGAAAUCUUCCGGCACAACACCGUCCCACAUCGGAUUCAAGCUGAGCGACAUCUGGCGCCCACUGCUAGCACCCAAGACCACCACCACACGGGCAGUAGGGUCCUCUAUACCUGA
Acanthaster planci (crown-of-thorns starfish) is the source of this 2004-nucleotide messenger RNA. RefSeq lists its product as uncharacterized. Lineage: Eukaryota; Metazoa; Echinodermata; Asteroidea; Valvatida; Acanthasteridae. The record is from RefSeq and is a predicted model, not a curated record.